This is a messenger RNA of Amoebophrya sp. A25, 162 nucleotides long. The record is from the annotation of a GenBank genome assembly. Lineage: Eukaryota; Dinophyceae; Syndiniales; Amoebophryaceae.
GUUUCUGGUGGCCUACGAGAUGGUCAACCAACUCUGUCCGGUCUCUCGCGAUAGCGAUGGGGAAGGCACUGAGAGGAGACGCCUGGAGGCGUUUUGGUCGGAGAUGAAAGCAUCACGCAUGGACGGCGUAUCGGAGCCAGAGGAUUUUUCACCGACAUCGAC